CGCGGGCAUCUUUCCAGACCACAUGUGUUUCCGUGCUUCAUGAAGCCUUUUGUUGCGCUUGCCUGUGAAGCUGGCUGGCAGGGGCCAGGGCCAUCAUGGAAGUGGAGGUGAAACCAGCAUCAGCAGAAGAACUGGAGGCCUUCGUUGGCCAGAACAGGCGAUGGCUGCCCGAUGAUGCCGAGAAGGUUCUUCGGGGCAUGAGUGGCUUGGAUCAGCGACGGGUCAUCAGCGCCGGCACAAUGUCCAGUGUUCAGAACCCCAUUGCAGUGAUCCAGGCGCGUGUGAGGAAGGCGAAAGAGCUCGAGGCAGCGGUAAGCCGAAGUGGGGGAAAGGUACCAGCCGUCCUGCUUGGAUUGGAGAGCAAACUUGUGAAGCCAGCCACUGCAGAGGACUUGGAGGCCUUUAUCAAAACCAAUGAUCGGUGGUUGGGUGACGAGGCUGUGCAGACAUUACGGGCAAUGAGUGCAGUCGACCAACGACGGGUCAUUUCUGCUGGUACCAUGUCAGGCUGCCGAGAUCCAGUUGCAGUGAUCCAAACACGUGCCAAGAAGGCAAGAGAGAUGGAAAUGGAGCUGGAGAACUUGGCUGCGGGAAAAGGGCCUCUUCUAAAAAAGGAGAAGCCUCCGCAAGCAGCGACACCAAGCUUUGACGAGGAAGCCGCUGCCAUGCAUCUCUAUGCCCCACCAGAGGAGGUAUCAGCAAAGGAGUCCAGAUUUGCACCACAAUGUAAAGUGGAUGACUCAGACUCAGCACUCGUCGGAGAGGUUCCUGGCGUGGGAGGCGUGGUCGAGAUCCUCAAAGCAAAGUACGGGUGUUCUAAGGGUCAGAGGAUCCGGGUCAUUGGGGAGACGCAGUCCCUGCUGCAAUUCGAGGGUGGAAAGACCGCUCCAAUCAACCAUGAGGGAAGUGGUUGGAAAUGGGUGAUUCGUGAAGAGGAGGAGGUGAAACAGUCUGCAGCAGAGGCGCAAAUGGCUGCCUUGAAGCAAGCUGCUGCAAUGCAGCUGGCGCAGGUGGAAGCGCAGAAGGCAGCGGAGCUAGCGCGUGCACAAGCAGAAGCAAAGGCAUAUGCCGCGGCGCGGGAGGCGGCCCUCCAAUCCAAGGACCGCAAAGGAAGUGAGAGACCCCGGAGUUCUCACAGCAGUGGCUCUGCCUGUAAUGAGGAGAAAGCCAGGAAGAUGAAGCAAUUGAAGGCCAAAAAACGACUGAACCCAACGACGUCCAGUUCCAGUUCCAACUCCAGCUCAAUCCAGAAGGCGAAGAAGAAGAAGAAGAAGGAGGCCAUGGCCAAGGUGAAAAAGGACAGCAAGAAGAAGAGAAGCAUAAGCACAAAAGCAUCUGGAAGCAACCCCAAGUUGAGGAAGAGUGAGACUCGGACCGUGAAAAGGACCUUGAGCAAAGAGAAGUCCGGCAAGAAGAAGCGAAAGAAGCGGAAAAGCCAAGUCUCAUCGAGCAGUUCGACUGCCACAGAUGUCACGCAGGUGGACACUUGAACAGCAAUCAGGUCAGCCUCUACCAAGCAUGUUGUGAUCUGCCCAAAACAUGGGAGGCAAUUCGGCAAUGUGCAGGCCCAGCAACCAUGCAGAGCGGACAUUCUUGUUCACAUCGCUGAAAGACCCCAAAGGUUAUUUAUAAUAGUAGAUUAAUUUGGUGCUUCCUGACUAGAGAUGCAACAGGAAAAAAUAUGCAACCGUGGCACUUCAGAGCCAUGAUUCUUGAUUACUGAAUUCCGCAUACGGCUGCCGCCGAUGAUUUGCUGGACAGGCAGGCUCCGAACCUCAUGCUUUCCUUGUCCCUCUUCACACCUGUCUAAAAAGCUGUUCAACAUUAUUUGCAAGCAAUUCUGAAAUUCUUGCGAGCCCCAACUGGCUCAUCACUCAGUCGGGUCGCAAUUUACUACAAUUAGAAGUAUGACCAGGGCCAACUUCUAUGAAGGACAAUGAUGACCAAGCUGCUCGAGGCAGGAUGCCGCAGAGCGGAUGCAACCUUUUGACGAUGUUGACCCUUAUAUAAUCAACUUGAAAAUGCAUAAAGAAAGGAAGACACCUGAAAGAAAUGUACAAAGCCAGGAAAGAAAGAUACAUCUUUAGUACGAAGAGCAGAUUGAAUUCUUGCCCAAGGCUUGUGCCUCGCAGCUGUGCCGUGCCGACGUUUGCGACAGUUUCACCAUACGCAAGCAGUAUCAAAAAGCCGGAUGCUGUUCAUGUUUCGGUGCCUUGUCAGAUUAUAUAGAAGUACCGGAUGCUCGACUCAGAAGGAGGUUCUAUGACCGUUCCAUCCCAAGAACACCGGUUUUGAUCUGCAAGCUGGUGAACAUGUUUAGGAGACGGACAAACCCUUUUGGACGCAUGCACUGCAAUCUAUACAGUGUACUCUCGGUCUUGGCAUGUGAAAGCACGGACUGCCGCAGAUAUUUCGGCGUGGCGUUU
Messenger RNA from Durusdinium trenchii, 2426 nucleotides. The record is from the annotation of a GenBank genome assembly. Lineage: Eukaryota; Dinophyceae; Suessiales; Symbiodiniaceae.